Molecule: messenger RNA, 870 nt
Organism: Penaeus indicus
Lineage: Eukaryota; Metazoa; Arthropoda; Malacostraca; Decapoda; Penaeidae
Exons: 3
Coding region: 310-870 (186 amino acids)
Source: RefSeq, a predicted model, not a curated record
GGCUGUCGUAAGGAGCGUCUGUGUUUGGCGGUUUUUAUUUUUAAGAUAUGUUUAUUUUGUGUGUAAAAUAUUCAUAACACGCGUGAGAUAUCGGGAUUAUCUUCGGGAUGAUUAUGAGUGCAUUUUUACCUCUUGAUUUCCUUUGCUUUCAUGGCGGCAAAAUUUGAAAUGUCACUAAGAGCUAUAUUAUCAUUUUAGUGCGUCUAAAUCAUCAUUUACUUUGAAUCGUUAUGGAACUUGCCUGACUUUAUUCGGAAAGAAGUAGAAUAAAAACAAAACACGGUAUAAUCUACACAUACCUAAAAACAGAUGUGUCUAUUCCCCACAGAAUGCGUGAUGCGCAUUAUGAGGCUGCUGCGUCUCCAUGUUCUGUGCUUGGGCGUCUGCUUGUCCGCGGCCGGAGGCGACGAACCCCAAGGAUGUGUCAUCACGGAAACGAAAAAUGAGACUGUGGCACUAAAUCCGGAAACGCUAGGAAAACCCCUUUACCUGUGGCCUGGUUCCUCUCUGUCUUCGCUAUCCUUAGCACUACUUUUAAAUAAUGGAAUUGAUGAAAACUCCGCCACUGUCAAUUUGAAGAAUGCGACUCAUCUUCUUCCUAAGACCUGGAACAUGAUAGAAUUCUCAACAACAAAGACGAAGGACACGAACUUUUCAACUGUGUGCAUCCCGGCUGUCAAUGAGACUCGUAUCCUACGGAACUGCUCAAAUUGUUCACUGAAGGAGCUACAUAUAAAAGUAAAUGGAAGUGCCCUGUUUGCCUAUAAUUGUUCAAACAACAUCAACCCUGCAGCUCUCUUCGCAGACCAUUGGAAGGAAGCAGGUGUGUACAGGUGUGGAAAUGACACGAGGUAUAUUUUGAUGACAUGA